CACGAGGAUCCGGGGUGCUCAGCUAGCGGGAAAAAUGCGGCCCUUAACUGAAGAGGAGACUCGGGUGAUGUUUGAGAAAGUCGCCAAGUACAUCGGGGAGAACCUGCAGCUGCUGGUCGACAGGCCCGACGGCACCUACUGCUUCAGGCUGCACAACGACCGCGUGUACUACGUGAGCGAGAAGAUCCUCAAGUUGGCCGCCAAUAUCUCGGGGGACAAACUGGUGUCGCUGGGAACCUGCUUCGGGAAGUUCACGAAGACCCGCAAGUUCCGGCUGCACGUCACCGCGCUGGAUUACCUCGCACCCUAUGCCAAGUAUAAAGUGUGGAUCAAGCCUGGAGCGGAGCAGUCUUUCUUGUAUGGGAACCAUGUGCUGAAGUCUGGUUUGGGACGAAUCACAGAAAAUACUUCUCAGUAUCAGGGAGUGGUGGUGUAUUCCAUGGCUGACAUCCCUUUGGGUUUUGGGGUGGCAGCAAAGUCUACACAAGACUGCAGAAAAGUAGACCCCAUGGCGAUUGUGGUAUUUCAUCAAGCAGACAUUGGGGAAUAUGUGCGGCAUGAAGAGACUUUGACUUAAAAUGAAAACACCGUAAGGACUUGUGACUGUGUGGAGGGGCCUAGUUUGUUUCCAGUGUCUAUAGGUUCUGCCAUCUUGUUGAAUUUGACACUGUGACCUCUUCAGGGACUUCUUUGCUUAAUAUUCUUUAUAUUACAGGUGAAGGCGUACUGUAUUGUUAUUAUUCAGAAAAGGCUUAAAAACAGGGUUUCAGAUUAUUGUGUUUGUGACUAAAUAGAAUACUGUGUCCAUGUUUGAAUCAUGCUUGUUCAAAGUUGGGAGGAGAACAAGAAUAAUGUAUUGUUA
Molecule: messenger RNA, 862 nt
Organism: Suncus etruscus (white-toothed pygmy shrew)
Lineage: Eukaryota; Metazoa; Chordata; Mammalia; Eulipotyphla; Soricidae
Gene: NIP7
Product: nucleolar pre-rRNA processing protein NIP7
Exons: 5
Coding region: 35-577 (180 amino acids)
Biological process (GO): ribosomal large subunit biogenesis; ribosome assembly
Cellular component (GO): preribosome, large subunit precursor; nucleolus; nucleus
Molecular function (GO): RNA binding
Source: RefSeq, a predicted model, not a curated record